AUGAUGGACUUCAUGACAAGGACAGAAUAUCAGCAAAGCGUGCACAGCCCUCCUCUUGCACAAUCAGCUGUCAGCAUCACCAUGCCUGCAGUGAGUUUGCAAGGAGAUGGGACAGAGCGAGAGAAGGGCAGUAGCCUGGAGCCGAAUGGAAGAUGCUCAUCUGGUAACCAAGUCAGCAGACCUAAACAAGUGCUGGCCUAUCUGCCAAGAUCCCCUACAGAUACAAGUAGAUAUCGAAGCUUCCCACAAAAGCCAGAAUGUGCAGUGGUCCCGACAUACACAGCUGAGCCGAAGUUGCCCACUUAUGCAAAACCACCACCCACAUAUCCUCCUCUUUCACUUCCAGACAUCAUGCCUCGUAGUGCCUAUAAACGACACAUGAGCACUAAUGACAUUGGACCUCCCUUUUCCCGCCAUCGUCCCAGUGUUUGCAUUGCUUCAGACCUUUCUAAGUACCGGAGAUCCUCAUUAAGAGAUGGAGUUGGAAGCCCUCGCUGGUACACCAGGCAUGCUGUGAGUGUACCCGAUAUUACUCAUCCACCUCGCUACCUCAAUAUGCCACCUCGUGGGUUCACUUUGGCUUCUGGCAGUGGACCUGACCGUCCACCCAAACAAAGGUGCAAACUUAUGGAAGCUGAAUUACAUCAAGGCAAGGCCUCAACUCAAAGAGAGCGUCAAAGGUAUGUCACAAAGGAUGGCAAAUGUCAAGUAAACCUCGGCCGCAUUGAAGAGAAAGGACGUUUCUUAUCAGAUAUUUUUACCACAAUAGUUGACCUAAAGUAUCGCUGGUUCCUCUUUGUAUUCAUGAUGUGUUACAUUGUAACUUGGUUAAUUUUUGCAACCAUUUACUACUUGGAUGCUUUUUGGAGAGAAGAUCUGACUAAAAUGGAAAAUGAUGAUUGGGAGGCCUGCUUUCAGAAUGUGGACAGCUUCACCUCAGCUCUUCUUUUCUCUGUGGAGACCCAACGCACAAUUGGUUAUGGUUCCCGCAUGGUAACCGCAAGUUGCCCAGAAGGUGUCUAUCUGAUCAUGGCACAAUCAAUCGUUGGUUCCAUGAUUGAUGCCCUAAUGGUUGGCUGCAUGUUUGUCAAGAUUUCUCGACCAAAAAAGAGAGCCCAGACUCUAAUUUUUAGCCAGAACUGUGUUGUUUGCCCUAGAGAUGAGAGGCUCUGUUUAAUGUUCCGUAUCGGUGACCUCAGAGACAGCCACAUGGUAGAUGCAAAAAUCAGAGCUAUACUCAUCAAAUCAAGACAGACCUAUGAAGGAGAAUUUCUUCCCCUUGAGCAGUCAGAGAUAAAUCUUGGAUAUGAGACAGGGGAGGACCGUUUGUUUCUGGUAGAGCCACAAGUAAUCUGUCAUGUCAUUGAUGAUAACAGUCCUUUCUGGGAGAUGGGGCCACAGCAGCUGCUCAGAGAACAGUUUGAAAUCAUUGUCAUACUAGAAGGGAUCGUGGAAGCCACAGGGAUGACCUGCCAGGCCAAGACCUCAUAUUUGCAGACGGAAAUAAUCUGGGGUCAUCGCUUUGAACCCUGCAUGACUUUGGAAAAGGGAGCUUUCCGGGUGGAUUACAAGCGCUUUCACAAGACAUUUGAGGUCCAGCUACCACGGUGCAGUGCCAAAGAGAUGGAAGAAACUAGGGAACUAGAAGGUUCAGAAAUCAGCUUUUUCUGGGAAAAUGGAGAUUUUUGUUUGGGCCGCAGAAACACAGCAACAGAAAAAGAAGACAAUGAACACAAAGAAAAAGAGCGGGACCCAGGAGAAGGAUUUUCUGACCUACGCGGCAGGUUAAUUGGAAAUAUUGCAGAAGAACGAAGUACAGAAUUUAACGGAAGUGAAUACAACAUUUAAAUUACAGGGCAUAGAACUAAUCUAAGCAAACCCGUCUUAUAUCAUCUUAAGAAAA
Bombina bombina (fire-bellied toad) is the source of this 1903-nucleotide messenger RNA. Its product is annotated as G protein-activated inward rectifier potassium channel 3. NCBI's taxonomy places the organism in Eukaryota, Metazoa, Chordata, Amphibia, Anura, Bombinatoridae. Gene Ontology annotation, biological process: potassium ion import across plasma membrane; regulation of monoatomic ion transmembrane transport. Gene Ontology annotation, cellular component: plasma membrane. Gene Ontology annotation, molecular function: inward rectifier potassium channel activity. The transcript is spliced from 4 exons. The coding region runs from base 1 to 1848 and encodes 615 amino acids. The record is from RefSeq and is a predicted model, not a curated record.